Molecule: messenger RNA, 3015 nt
Organism: Cololabis saira (Pacific saury)
Lineage: Eukaryota; Metazoa; Chordata; Actinopteri; Beloniformes; Belonidae
Gene: agfg1b
Product: ArfGAP with FG repeats 1b
Exons: 12
Coding region: 129-1538 (469 amino acids)
Molecular function (GO): GTPase activator activity
Source: RefSeq, a predicted model, not a curated record
GAAGAGUGUCCCGGAGCUCGGCCGGAGCCGUCAGCCGCGGCCAGUCUGUCCCAGGACCCCCGCCCCUGCGCCGGCUGCCCCCGCCGGCGACACCCGCCCGCGACACCCGCACCCCCCGCCGCUCCGCCAUGGCGACCAGCGCCAAGCGCAAGCAGGAGGAGACGCACCUGCGGAUGCUGCGGGAGAUGACGAGCCUGCCCGCCAACAGGAAGUGCUUCGACUGCGACCAGCGCGGCCCGACCUACGCCAACACCACCGUGGGCUCGUUCGUGUGCACCACCUGCUCCGGGAUCCUGCGAGGACUGAAUCCCCCACACAGAGUGAAGUCCAUCUCUAUGACCACUUUCACACCGCAGGAAAUUGAGUUCCUACAAAAACAGAGCAAUCAGGUCUGUAAACACAUCUGGUUGGGCCUCUAUGACGACAGGACAUCAGUUGUUCCAGAUUUCCGAGAACCACAAAAAGUAAAAGAGUUCCUCCAGGAGAAAUAUGAAAAGAAAAGAUGGUAUGUUCCUCCAGAGCAGGCCAGAGCGGCAGUGAGUGUUCAGGCCUCUGUGUCCGGCUCCUCAGCCAGCAGCACCGGCAGCACCCCUGAAGUCCAACCCCUCAAAACCCUGCAGCUCAAUAGGACCCCAGUGCGACGACAGUCUCCAGGGUUAGGUCGCUCUCAGGCUCACAGCGCUGCUCAGGAGAAGAAGUUUGACCUGCUCUCAGACCUGGGAGGAGACAUUUUUGCCUCGCCAUCAAAUCAAACUGCCAGCUCUUCUAACUUUGCCAAUUUUGCACAUUUUUCAAGCCAAUCAGCACCUCAGAAUAAUUCAAAUGCAAACUUUGCCAACUUUGAGGCAUUUGGAAACACUACAAUCCCAUCGAGCACGUCACCUCCAUCAAAGUCCUUUCCAUCAGGGGGAGGAGUGCCCAUUCCGUCAAUGUCCGGUGCUGUUACCAUUCACUCCCAGCUGGGGAGCUCCGCGGAGGACCGCUAUGCUGCCCUGGCUGAGCUAGACAAUGAGCUCAGCUCCUCUGCCUCCACAGCCAGCAACGUGCAAGGGAAUAUGUUUGGACCAGUGCUUGGUUCCUCACCAGCUCAGAAUGCCUCUGUAUUACCCAGCAUGCAGCCUGGCUUUGGAGCCCUGCCAUCCACAAAUCCUUUUGUUGCCUCAGCGAUCCCUCCGGAGAUGGCUACCAACCCCUUCCAGACCAAUGGGAGAGGUCCGACUGCAGCGUCAUUUGGUACUGGCUCUAUGAGCAUGCCCGCCGGCUUUGGGAAUGCCUCUUCCUAUUGCCUGCCGACCAGUUUCAGUGGAAAUUUCCAGCAGCAAUUCCCUGGCCAGGCUCCCAUCUCUUACUCUCAACCUGGGGCCUAUCACCCUCAGUCUAAUGGCCCUGGAUUUCCAGUCUACGGUCAGAACAAGCCCUCAGUUACGCCUUUUGGGCAGCCUAUAGCUGUUCCUGGCAUGUCUAAUAAUCCCUUCAUGGCUGGAUCCCAAGGCGGGUCAUUCCCUUCAGGAGGUUCAUCCACCAACCCUUUCUUGUAGCACAGCUCCUGAUCUCGCCACCAGAGGGCAGCAUGCAGCACAUACUAAAAGCACCCGUUGUCCAACAAUUUGUGGCAGUUCAUUUCGUAAAAAACAGAUUUACGAUUAUUUUUUUCUUCCAUAAAAGAAGUUUACAACACUAUGAAGGAGUACAAAGGAGCCUAUUAAAGACUAUGGGAUUGUUAGAGGUGGGGGGAAUGUACUGUUUGGACUAUAAACAUAGUAUGCUUUUUAUUUUUAAUUUUUUAUAUAUAAUAUAUAUAAAACUGCAAGCUCUCUGCAUAUCACUAUUUGUAAUCACAAAUAAGUACAUGUAAUGUAUAACACGGACUGGAUUAACAAGGAUGAGUAUGCACACUCCUUAUGUUGAAAAAAGAAAAGAAAACACUAAUAAUUGUCAACAUCGGUAGGGAUUUACGUUUUGGGUAUGAACAGGGUUCCGUUCAAAUCCGAUUGUGGUUUUAAGUAGCCAUGAUAGUGCAGGUGCUUCAUCUUUAAAAGGGAUUUUGUUCUGUCAAUAGUUUUAAGUGUAUUGCUACUAUAUUGGCACAAAGGAAUUUCCUGUCUCUACCAGUGGCUCCAGCGUGCUGUUCCUAAAUGAAGAAAGUUGGCUAUAACCCAAAGCAACCAAAUUCACAUCUUUGUAAGUUGCAGUAAUAUCCUUAAGAAGUUGAUGAGACACAUCUUUAGCUGCAGAAUAUUAAUCAACAAUUGAACUAUUGCCAAUGUUUAUGAAUUGUGAAAAACCGUUAUAGGUAUAAGUUUGGCCCUUAAACCAAGCGCUACUCAAACAGCUUUUUUAUGAGGCAAGCAAAGCCAACAAAGACUGAUUUUAGCCCAACAGUUGACUUGUCUCUUUGAGCACACGCGUUGAAAAGGCCAGAAAGGUUAGUUGUUAUGAGUAUGUCUGUGUCCCAUUAUUUUACCUAACAAGUCAUUGGUGAAACUGUGUUUAGUAUACUCUAGUAACCUCAGUUCUGCUUGUUGUAAGAUGAGUAUAUUUCAGAUAUGCACUAUAUUUUAUGAAUAAAAGACAAAUGGAAAGACUGUUAAUGAAAGUUUCAGACCUCUGAUCCAGUUUGGGUUACCUCUUAACUGAAAAGUGGCAGUUCACAUGUGUGAAGGUGGCUUAUUCUUUAAAGAAAAGGGAAAAAAAAUGCAUUUAAAAUGGGAAUACUUGCAACUGUCUAUGUUCACGUUACUAACCUCCCUUGAUACCAGUCUUCUCUGCCCUGUUACAAGCUGCGGAGGAAUAUUGGCCCUGGUUUCUUUAUGAUAAGGGAAGAGACAAGAACAUUAAUUUAGGAAAUACCCGGAUAUCUGAAUCAUCUUGUGAUUCAGGAGAUCUUGGGUCUCAGUUGUGCCACCCAUGACUAACAAUGAAUUUGCCAACAUGUCUCUUGUUUUUCAAGAAUAGGUAAGUUAAUGUGUACAUAUAUAAAUAUAUCUAAAUAAAUUAAAAGAUUUUUAACUAAAA